Liolophura sinensis is the source of this 1291-nucleotide messenger RNA. Its product is annotated as soluble calcium-activated nucleotidase 1-like. Gene Ontology annotation, biological process: proteoglycan biosynthetic process. The transcript has 3 exons. Bases 122 to 1276 code for a protein of 384 amino acids. Gene Ontology annotation, molecular function: UDP phosphatase activity; calcium ion binding; GDP phosphatase activity. The record is from RefSeq and is a predicted model, not a curated record. Lineage: Eukaryota; Metazoa; Mollusca; Polyplacophora; Chitonida; Chitonidae.
ACGUUGUCAGGAAAGAACAUGUCAAUGGUCACGUCAGGGUUAUGUAGUUGUGACGUUUCCGAUUUAAGUCAUGAAUGUUUCCUGGAUUUAAGGUAGAGGUGUUGACAUCCAUGAUUCCGCCAUGAAAGCGAGUACUUCGGUCCACGACUGGAUGAAGGCUAUUCAAACCCCCACGCCGUAUCGGGUGGGCACUGCCAAAAUCCAGCUAAAGCCACGAUUUCUGGCGUAUGCAUCGCUCUUCACCAUGGCGCUUUUCAUACUCUUUGUUUUUGUGGUGUUGCCUCGACCAAUCAGAGGCAUACCAAAUUGUGUCGAAAUAAGAAAACGUACUGAAUACAACUCAACAUAUCCACUAACCGAGCCAGAAGACUUAGGCGAUGGAUAUCGUUUUAAAAUUGCGGUUGUAACAGAUCUGGAUACUGAUUCAAAGAUCUCGGAAAACACUUGGAAAAGUGACAUAAAGUUUGGGCAUAUAACUGUGUCAACAGACAUGAGAGAAGUCAAAAUACAUUGGGAAGACAGUGUGACUCUUUCAUCAGGAUUGUCACAAGGGGGUAGAGGCAUGGAACUGUCAGAGCUUGUGGCAUUCAAUGGGAAACUUUACUCUGUGGAUGAUAGAACUGGGAUUGUGUACCAGAUAGACAAUCAGAAAGUCAUUCCAUGGGUGAUCUUGGCAGAUGGCAGUGGUCAUGAAAGCAAAGGUUUUAAAUCUGAAUGGGCUACAGUGAAGGAUAAGCGAAUGUAUGUUGGAGGACUGGGAAAGGAAUGGACUACUGUUUCAGGAACUGUCCAGAAUUUUAAUCCUCAGUGGGUGAAAAGUAUUGGGCCAAGUGGAGAUGUAAUUCAUCUGAACUGGAGGGAGAACUACAACAAAAUGAGGCAUGCAUGUAGUACAGACUAUCCUGGCUAUUUAAUCCAUGAAGCGGGCGUGUGGAGCAUUGUCCAUCAACAGUGGUUCUUUCUGCCAAGAAGAGCAAGCAUGGAGGCGUAUGAAGAAGUUGCAGAUGAAAGGCGUGCAUCCAACAUCCUGCUUGUCUGUAAUGAACAUUUUGAAAACAUUGAAGUUCGUCACAUAGGAGUUGUUAAUCCUACCCAUGGCUUUUCAUCAUUCAAGUUCAUCCCUGGAAGUAAUGACAGAUUGAUAAUAGCUCUCAAGUCUAUGGAAGACAAAGGACAGAUAGCUACCUUUGUCUUGGUCUUCUCUGUCGAUGGAGAGAUCAUCUAUCCAGAAACAAAAAUAGGAGAUUAUAAAUAUGAAGGGAUUGAAUUUGUUUGAUUAUGAAAAUAUUUU